Molecule: messenger RNA, 2483 nt
Organism: Gossypium arboreum
Lineage: Eukaryota; Viridiplantae; Streptophyta; Magnoliopsida; Malvales; Malvaceae
Product: OVARIAN TUMOR DOMAIN-containing deubiquitinating enzyme 12
Exons: 10
Coding region: 503-1180 (225 amino acids)
Biological process (GO): protein deubiquitination
Molecular function (GO): cysteine-type deubiquitinase activity
Source: RefSeq, a predicted model, not a curated record
AAUAAAGUAAUAAUAAUAGAAAAAGUAAAGAUCUUUGUGGGACGGAAAAGCCAUGGGGGAAAGAAAAAAGAAAUUGAAAAAGACACGACACAAGUGACGAGCGAGUUGAGUUGUCUUAAUGCGCAGAAACCGCGAAAGCCAACUACUAACUACCAAACACGGAAACCCCCAACCUAUUAGAGGACUAAUUCAGGGUUUUAGAAUGGGGAGACAGCCUUUUUCAAAUCUAAACAAAUAAAUAUUUUCUCCUCUUCUCUUUCUUCUGCUUACAUCCGUGGAAGCCGUCCAGAGAAAGAGAAUAUAUAAAUUAAAAAACAAAAAAGAAUUCCUCCGUUCCAAGACUCGGAAAGUCUGAUCACCAUCAAAUUCAAUCCACCCAUCUCUCAUCUUUCGCCGCCCACUGCAGACAUAUCUUCGGUGAUUCCUAUCAUUACUUCUUUCUCUGGCGGUUUAGCAUUCAGCACCUUUUUUAGUUGAGCUCCAUUUCGGCUUGUGUUACACUAUGAGGAAUGGAGCACAGCACGUGGGUGAAUGUUCUAGCUCAACCUCUUGGAGCAGUCAUCAGGAUACUGAGGAUGACCAGAUGAUUGCUGUUGUGUUAUCAGAAGAAUUUUCCAAGUUAGAUGGCGCUGUUGCUAGACGCCUUUCUGGUCUUGCACCAGUUCCUCAUGUCCCACAUAUAAACUCCUAUAUUCCCAGCAUACAUGAUGCAAGUUUGGAUCACCAACGUCUUCUAGAGAGGCUUAAUGUUUAUGGUCUAUAUGAAGUGAAGGUCUCUGGUGAUGGGAACUGUCAGUUUCGUGCACUUUCAGAUCAGAUGUACAGGUCCCCUGAGUAUCACAAGCAUGUUCGGAAAGAUAUUGUUAAACAGCUUAAAGACAACCGUAACUUGUAUGAAGGAUAUGUUCCAAUGAAAUACAAGCGAUAUUGCAAGAAAAUGGCAAAAUCUGGAGAGUGGGGGGACCAUGUUACCUUACAAGCAGCUUCUGAUAAGUUUGCAGCAAAGAUAUGCCUUUUGACAUCAUUCAGAGAUACUUGCUUUAUUGAAAUUAUGCCACAAAGCCAGCCUCCUAAACAUGAACUAUGGUUGAGUUUCUGGUCUGAGGUACACUACAAUUCACUAUAUGAGAUCCAAGGUGCCCCAAUUCAGAAGCCAAAGAAGAAACAUUGGUUGUUUUAAUGAGCAGAAUGUUGGGGAGGCUAUAGCUCUCGUGCUGCUGAAAGAUUAGUACUGUGUACACUAUGCUAAAUAUUUUAUUGACAGAUGGUGGUAAGGUUUUGGUGUUUAUUACUUUAAAGAUGUAUGGUGCUUUUGAGAUUGAGAUGCACCUGGUUACUUUUUUCCUCCUCCCCCCAAACCUCCUUCCCUCUUUUUGAAAUAUAUAUAUGAUUAUUCUUCUGUAAGGCAGAUUAUUAUUUUUCUUUUCGCUCUGUAACAAAACAAUUUAUCAAUUACAACCUAACUGUAAUACACCAGAAAACAGAAUACACCAAACCAGGCCACCACCUACUAGGAAACUACCGCCAACCAGUGAACAAACUCUCACGCCAAGCACUAUCCUUUGCAAGUGAAUCAGCCAAGGAAUUUGCACAUGCACAUAACUCGGAAGAGGUCCAGAAAUCUUCAAGGUCUCUAUGCAGGUCGGCUACACCAGGAAACGGUCACUUCAGAGUUAGACUCAGCAACCAAAUGAGCCUUUCCUUUCCAGAAAGUCUGGUCAAAAACCUCCAAUGCAGCCUUAAUGGCAAUGGUUUCACUAACAGCAGGAUCCAAUGAAGAAGCAGGACCAAAAAAUAAUGUAAGAACUUGGCCUUUAUCAUCCCUAAGCACUCCCCCAAUCCCUGCAAUUCCAGCAGGCCUAACAACAGAAGCAUCGUUGUUAAAUUUCACACAUUUCUGCAGUGAAACCAUCCUUACCCGUUCAAAGUUGCAAUGUUAAACAUGUUUGUCAAUGUCUGCCUAUUCUUGGUUUACCCUCAAAAAGAGGAAAGGAUAAAAAGGAUGAAAGGGAACCAGAAAGGCGAGGGAGGGAAAGUUGUAUUUGUACACUGUUCGAGAGCUGUGAGAGUUUCACCUCGCAUAAAAUGAUAGGCAUAUAAUUUUAUGAGCUAGAGAGACUAAAGCCGAUAGAAAAGCAUCCAUAUUCGGAAGAUGAAAAGCUUUAUUCUUAUUAUUAGCACUAAUCUCAAAUAAGGAUUAAAUUAAUUAGGUUUAUAGUAUAUGAAUUAAACUGUUUUUUUUUUUUUAUACUCCAUGCUUCAACCAAGAAAUAGCAUAUAUAACAUGGAGGAAGGCCGUAAAAGUGAAAGCAGGAUUUUUAUUGCAUACGGUCCACGUUAAAAUUAUACAUUCUUGAUGAAAGCCGAAAAGAAAUGAGGUGAGCAAAAAUUAACCGUAUCACACUGCAGACAAGUAUUUCGAAUCACUUCCAGUUGUUGGCAACAAUGUCAGCCAAGUCUACAACUCUUUGAGAGUAACCCCA